Molecule: messenger RNA, 1775 nt
Organism: Salvia miltiorrhiza (redroot sage)
Lineage: Eukaryota; Viridiplantae; Streptophyta; Magnoliopsida; Lamiales; Lamiaceae
Product: 3-ketoacyl-CoA synthase 15-like
Exons: 3
Coding region: 38-1558 (506 amino acids)
Biological process (GO): fatty acid biosynthetic process
Cellular component (GO): membrane
Molecular function (GO): acyltransferase activity, transferring groups other than amino-acyl groups
Source: RefSeq, a predicted model, not a curated record
UUUUUAUCACCUGAAUAAAAUCGUUUAAUAAUUAGGUAUGGCAAGAAGAGCAGAGGAGUACCUCUCACCGGAGAUCGUGAACCGGGGCAUCGAGGGCUCCGGCCCCUACGCUGGCUCCCCGAGCUUCUCCGUGAGGGUCCACCGCGGCCUGCCCGACUUCCUCAGCUCCGUCAACCUCAAAUACGUGAAGCUCGGCUACGGAUAUCUCAUCAACCACGGCUUCUACUUCGCCUGGCUGCCCAUUCUGCUGCUCGUGUUUGGCACACAAGUUGGCAUUGGCAAGCUUGUUUUCCGCUUCCAAUACUACAACCUACUUAACACACUCGUCUUCCUCGGAUUCUUGUCCCUUUUCCUCUAUGUCUGUCUUGAUUUAACUCCUCGUUCCACUUAUCUCAUUGAUUUCUCCUGCUAUCUCCCGCCAGACCAACUCAAGAUCACAAGAGAGGAAUACAUAGAACUAGCCAAGAAAUCGGGGCAGUUCAACGAGAAAGCCAUCGAGUUCCAGCAGCGGGUCCUCAAGAGCUCCGGCAUAGGCGACGAGACCUACCUGCCGCGGGUGGUGUUCCGCCCCGGCUACACCAAGGACCUCACCGUGGGGAGGGAGGAGGCCGCGGCGUCCAUGUUUGGCGCCGUGGACGACCUCAUAGCCGCCACCGGGAUCCGCCCCAAAGACAUAAGGAUCCUCAUAGUCAACUGUGGGGUGCUCAACACCACCCCCUCCCUCUCGGCCAUGGUCAUCAACCGCUACAAGCUCAGGCACACCAUCCAGAGCUACAACCUCGGCGGCAUGGGCUGCGCCGCCGGCAUAACCGCGGUGGACCUUGCUGAUGACCUCUUGAAAGCAUACCCGGGCUCCUACGCCUUGAUAGUCAGCACGGAAGUGAUCAGCUUCACCUGGUAUGGCGGGAACGAGCUCGACAUGCUGCUCCCCAACUGCUUCUUCCGGAUGGGCGCCGCCGCCGUGCUGCUCUCCAACAGCCGCCUCGAGAGGUGGCGCUCAAAGUAUCAACUCAAGCAGUUGGUUCGAACCCACAAAGGAAUGGACGAGCGAAGCUACAGAAGCAUACAACUGAAGGAAGACUGUGAAGGGAAACAAGGGCUGUCAGUGAGCAAAGACGUGGUGGAAGUAGGCGGACAUGCCCUCAAGGCCAACAUCACGACGCUAGGGCCUCUGGUGUUGCCCGUAUCGGAGCAGUUCCACUUCUUCAAAUCGCUGGUGAGCAGCUCCUCGAAGCCCUACAUCCCCGACUACAAGCUAGCGUUCGAGCACGUGUGCAUACUCGCGACGAGCAGGAAGGCGCUAGACGAGAUACAAAAGAACUUGGACCUGACGGACCAGUACAUGGAGGCAUCGAGGAAGACGCUGGAGCGGUUCGGCAACACCUCCAGCAGCAGCAUCUGGUACGAGCUUGCUUAUUUGGAGGCUGUGGGCAAGGUCAAGAGAGGGGACAGGGUGUGGCAGCUGGCUCUCGGCUCCGGAUUCAAGUGUAAUAGUGCUGUGUGGAAAGCUCUCAGGACUGUUAAGCAGCACAAGAGGAAGCCGUGGAACCACAAUUAAAUAAUCAUCGUCUCAUAUUUAUCAGCCAACUUAGAUAACUAUCAAUAAAUUAACCUAAUUGAUUUCGUGGAUUAGUGUACGUUCUGAGUUUGUUGCGCGUGCUCUAGUUUCUCAUUGUAAAAACUGUUUUAUUGGUGUUGAUUUUCAGUGUAAGAAAAUAUCUUAACAAGAGAAGUUCAUAAUGGGUACUGUUGGACUGCGGUUCGGAUCCUCUGUA